Haemonchus placei is the source of this 399-nucleotide messenger RNA. NCBI's taxonomy places the organism in Eukaryota, Metazoa, Nematoda, Chromadorea, Rhabditida, Trichostrongylidae. The record is from the annotation of a GenBank genome assembly.
AUGAUAUCCGACGAUGUCGUCCUGCUGCAGGACGGCAGAUACGAAAUGAAAAUUCAAGUGGAUCGAAGACGACUGGAAGCCAUGAUCACGGGAAUAUUUUAUGUGCAGGUGAAAUCUUAUUCUGGUGCUGAAGUAUGUUGGCCGUCGCAACUGAAAAUUGGUGCAAAAACCAAAAAAGAUCCAUUUGUGAAAGUAAUUGGAACUCUGAAUGAAAUCGAGCAAGCAAAAAAGUACAUCAGUUCAGCACUGCAGGUCAAAAAAGAACGAGUAACGCUUAAAAUGGACAUCCAUCACUCCAUUCACUCGCACAUUAUCGGGAAAGCAGGUCGCGGUAUCCAGCAAAUAAUGCGAUCCACCGGUUGCCACAUUCACUUCCCUGAUUCCAACAAGUACACGUAA